Molecule: messenger RNA, 4443 nt
Organism: Lasiodiplodia theobromae
Lineage: Eukaryota; Fungi; Ascomycota; Dothideomycetes; Botryosphaeriales; Botryosphaeriaceae
Product: Neutral amino acid permease
Exons: 3
Coding region: 1-4443 (1480 amino acids)
Molecular function (GO): protein binding
Source: RefSeq, a predicted model, not a curated record
AUGGCGGGUGCUGCGGACAAAUCAGAAGAUGAGCAACUCGACGAGCUCUGGCAGCAGGCCAGAGGCGAAUACGAGAGAUUGACGAAGAGAAGCCUCGACAACGCAGCUCGUCUUACCCCCCAAGAUCUAGAAGCGAAGCGUGAUGAGUUCUCUCAGUCGGACCGAGGGGAACUGGUGAAGAAAUCAGCGGAAGGUGUUUUCCAAGUUGCCAAGUUCGCGGCGGAGGCGGCAUCGUCGGUUUUUCCAGCAGCAUCCAUGGUAAUCACCGCCCUGUCUGCUUUGGGCGAUACCGUGCAUCACUACCGGGCCAACUUCAUUCCAAAGAACGUGCUGGAGCAACUGCAGCGUGUUGAAGAAUGUCUCGAUCGAGUGGAAGGUUAUUUCAGGAUUUACGAGCAGGGUAUCGACCUUGAUCCACGGUUAAGGGCGACGACUAUGCAAAUCCUCGUCGAAACACUGCGUUUGUGUACCAUCUACACCAAGGUGGCUCAAGACUCUAAAUCUCCUACUGGCGUCAUCAAAAACCUUUUAAAAGCAGCAGUCAGAUGGGACGGCGGAAUUGCAUCCAGACUGGAGGAAAUCAAUGAAAUGAGCCAACGAGAGCUUAACAACAAUGUCGCCGCUCUUCGGGUCUCAGACAUUUACACCAACGAUAGCAAGAUCCGCAAAGCCAACUCGGAGAAAUUGAGGAGGUACUUGCAAGUCAGCGGAAAUGAGGAAUCCUGGACCGACAUGCAGGAAUCACUCAAGACGACAUCACUUCCCGGAAUGGGCGACUGGCUCUUCGAGUUACCGGAGGUUAAAACUUGGAUCGACAUCGACAACCACACCGGGAAUUCAGUGCUUCUUAUUGACGCUCCAAGCGGCCAUGGCAAGAGUCAUCUUUGCUCUCGAAUCAUUCGGUCUCUAGAGGAGCGGCGGGAUAGGCAACAACAAAAGACCCGGAUGUCACUCGCGUGGUAUUUCUUCCCGGAAAAACAUACCGAAAUGGGUUCCGACUCAAAGAGGAAAACAACGAAGUCAGACGAGACCGAGCGUAUCGCUCUCGAUGAGGCUUUGAAAAGUCUUGUAUGGCAACUGGCCGAGAACGAUGGGAAAUUUCAAGAUUUUGUCAUAAAAACGCUCGAGAAAAGUCCUGCAGCACAGUCAAACGGCUUGAACAUAUGGAACAUGCUUAUUAUGGCGUUUUUCAAAUGCCCCAGGCAGGAGACGCAGAAGCCACGGAAGGUCGUAUUCUUGGUCCUUGACGGAUACGGUAACCUCGAAAACCAACAAACGGACCACAGUAUUAUCAAGGCGAUCAUAGAGCACGCGAAUUCGCGUUCCAGGCGAUCGACCCAGCUCCGAAUCCUUCUCUCUGGGAAUAAAAGUUUCUACAACCCAAAUGUUCACAACCUGACCGCCACCAGCUUCUUCGAAGAUGACCAGCGCUCGGACGCGAAGAUCUUCAUCAAGAGUUGGCUUGAUGAGUCACAUGAGCGCUGGGACAGUGGGAGCGAAGGCCACAGAAUAUUUUGGGGCAUACGGAGAGACCUGGUAUCCGAUUUUACAGGAAACUAUCACGAUCUAGAGGCAUGGCUGCACGAGGUUCGACGUUCGAGCGACAGGGGACUGUCGGAUCUAUAUAAUCUUCAGGGAGAGGUCCGAAAGGGUCCGGAAAUCAUCACGCAGCGUAAACUGGAGAUGUUGAAUGAAGAGCUCGGAAGCGACGACAUCGAGAUCUUUAACGAACUGAUCCUCUGUAUGGUUUACUGGUGCACCUGGCCUACCGUUCAGCAACUCAACGCCUACCUUUCACUCCGGCUUGGAACAAAGUUCAAAACCUCGAUCGAUGCCGGGAUUAACGACAAGUUUGCACGACUUGUGUCAGUUGAAAAUGGACGGAUCGUGUCGUCCAGGCUUUUGGGAUUCUUUCGUGAGAAUCAAAUUACGACACUGAACAUUACUUCAGACAAGGGUCAACAUGAGGACCGGCACAAUAGCCAUGAGGACAGUGUGGCAAUCCCCAAGUGGGUCGUCGAGUAUCUUUGCAACAGAAAACCGACCGACGUUAUAAACACCGACUUUAUCAAGUUCCUAGUCGAGAAACCCACGGUAUCAAAACCCACCAUCCACUUUGAUCCCGUACCAAGAGCCUUGGACACGAUCGACUUCUUUCUCCAAACCAUGGGGCAGAAGCAUUACUUGGAGCGUGCUGAAUCGAAAUAUCUAUUCGAGUAUACCUCCAUAUGGUUACCAGAUCACAUGUCUGACUUCGAAGACGAGCUCGGGAAUCUUCCAGAUGAAAGGAGAAAAGGUCUGGGGGAAGCAUUGUAUCCUGUCUUCAUGGAUGAGCAGGUCGUCGAAACAUGGAUGUUGAAGGGCGAUAUUGGCGACUUUCUAUGGACAGACUGGCCGCGAAAGGUGCGAAAGGCACAGAAAUGGCUGGCAAAUGACGGUGUGAUAAUUGGAUUCCGCGUACAAGCAAACGUUCCCGAAGACCACUCGGCCAUCGCACAACAGAGAGUCCAAGAGGAUGUUCCCGCCCCUGGAACCUCUGAUGUUGAGAUUGAACAGGAGCAGACCGAGGGUGGAGCAAAAUCAAUACAGAACGAACAACCUGCCAUAGAGUUGUAUGAAAUUCUUGACGCUCCAUCAAAGGUUGUAGCAUCUCAAUGGCUCCAGGAAAGCCGCUGGCCGGCCAUAGAUGCUUUGAAUUUCUUGCUGAAGAUAUUUCGUGAGAUAUAUACUUCGAAACAACAUUCAGGACGACAAACGCCUUCUGCGUUGGAUCGAGAACUGUACGGCUUGGUGGGAGACUUUCUGGAUGGCAAGGGUUCGGGCUCACUUUCUCCAGAACAGAUCGCAACAGCUGAGAAAUGGGCUUUAUCUCUGCUCGCAAUUCCAGAGGCGCAGUCACGCCGCAACACAACACAUGACAUUCGCCUCGCUGAAACCUUCAUGGGCAGUGGCCACAAAAAAGGGUUCGAAGAGGCAGAACGACGGUGCGAGCUCGUCAAGAUGCGAGACCCUCUAGAUAUCAAAGCUCCGCUAUGUCUUUCUCACGCCCUCGAGAAGAAGAAUCGUACAAGGCAGGCUCUCGACGAGCUUCUCAAAAUACGGCAUAAUAUCCAGAGUUCGAAUUUCAGGAAGUCCGACCCUGACACAUGGCAAAAAGAGCUGGAGCGAUUCUGGCUGUUAUGCGAUGGCACUAACAGUUCAAAGGAAGCGUUCACGGCAUGCAGCUAUCUUUCGAACGAGUUUCCAGAAGAGACGUUUCCGCUUGACAAAGCAUGGGAGUGGAUCAUGAAACAAGACCAACUAGAUGCGAGCUUCGAAAUUCUGGCCAUGAAGCGGAGACCUGGUGGAGACAGCAUCCUAUCCAACCUGUUUCACUCGAAGGCUCAGUCCGACGACUUCCACGGAAAAUUCGUCUUUGCCGCUCAAGGCCACCAGAGACUCGUCUUGGAGACGUAUGAAGACGCCAUCAAGGCAUGCAAGUCUCCCAUGGAUGCCGUCCUUCUCCGAUACCACUAUGGAAAAGCACUUUACCAAUGUGCUAAAGUGGAAGACGCUUUGAAAGCCUGGGAGGAGAGCUUAGACCUACUCCAAGAAGCUAGGGCAUCGAACGACAACCCUUCAACAGUCAUUCGAUCCCUUAGUCGUGUUGCCGAACGACUUGGAUCAGCAUAUCUUGAGAUCGUUCUCAACAGCAAAGACACUCAAUCUUUGGCGUCUUACGUCGACAAGCUAAGGCAAUCCAAAACACAAAUCGACGAAAAACACUUCCUUGAAGUGAACUACCUGUCGCUGCUUCUAGCCCGCGCGUACUACGUCACGGGCCAGCGCCAGAAAGCGGUUGCCGCUAUCGAAAAUCAUCUUUCGACAGCUUUCAACCUUCUCGAAGACGACACGGACGACAACGACUGGAAUGGGUACUUCAUGCUUGCAGAGGCUCUCAUUCUGCUCGAGGAUGAUCGCAAUGCACGCGCUGCGUGGUCCCUGAUUGUCAACGUUCCAGAUGCAGAUCGCGCGCGCGACCUUUCGAUCACCUGCGAUGGUGACUGCGGGUGGAUAUGGUCUGGUUCGAGCGAUCUGCAGAAAGACAUAUUCAUUUGCAGAAACUGUCCGCACAUGCAUUUUGAGAAUGACUGUCACCAGCUGCUCUUGGACAACAAGCUCGGGCAUGUUUGUGGAUCCAACCACGAUUUCUUACAAAUUACCAAGAGGAAAGGGUCGGAAGUGGAUCUGAUAAAGCUCAAAAAGGUGCUUGUCGGCAAAGUCGAGAUGAAGAUCGAUGACUGGCUGGCCGGUCUUAAAUGCCGCUACGGAAUACCAUCGACAGAGUUGAGCUUGCCAAGCCGGGCUGUGGAGGCAACACGCAUAACCGGGUGGAAGAUUCGUAGGCAGAUCAGUACGGCAAUGGGCUUGGGUCGGACUAUGAGCUCCAAGCUUAAAGCCUGA